Toxotes jaculatrix (banded archerfish) is the source of this 1310-nucleotide messenger RNA. Its product is annotated as B2 bradykinin receptor-like. Gene Ontology annotation, cellular component: membrane. Lineage: Eukaryota; Metazoa; Chordata; Actinopteri; Toxotidae. Gene Ontology annotation, molecular function: bradykinin receptor activity. The record is from RefSeq and is a predicted model, not a curated record. Bases 282 to 1310 code for a protein of 342 amino acids. The transcript has a single exon. Gene Ontology annotation, biological process: smooth muscle contraction; neutrophil chemotaxis; vasoconstriction.
GCUAAGACUCCCCUCUUUGAUGAUGGCAUGUGCGUGCUGUGUGCUCUGACUGACAAAACACUAUUACCCACGCUCCAUUAAAUCAAUUAUCCCCUCACACCUAGAACUCAAACCAUGACGUGAAGGUAGCAACACAGACACCAAACCUGUGUUGACACAGUUAAAAGGUUUUACUGGUAUAUGCAUUCGUUUUGACCACACCCUUAUUUUUCUACCUCUAAAACUGCUUUUACUCCACAACACCUUUCACAGUGAUCCCCAACUUGGCCAACGAGUGACUUAUGGAGAGUGCCACAAGAGCUGAGCUUGUCUGCAACCACACAGAUGCAUGGGACUGGGUGUACACCAUGCAGCCUGCUUACAUGUCCAUCAUCUGCUUUCUUGGAGUAGUCGGCAACUCUUUUGUGCUUUGCGUGUUCUGUCUCCAAAAGCGGCCCAGCUCUGUGGCCGACAUCUACCUGAGCAACCUGGCAGCAGCUGAUCUCCUCAUGGUUUUGUGUCUGCCAUUCUGGGUGGCAACCAUUAUUGACAAGUUCAACUGGAGGUUUGGGGAGCCCAUGUGCCAGCUUAUCAAUAUUGUCAUUGGGAUGAAUUAUUAUUGCAGUGUGCUGUUCCUUACGCUUGUGAGCGUGGACAGGUACCUGGCCCUCACCAGACCGCUGUCCCAGGGGAGGGAGAGACGAGCCUUCUGGGCACGUGGGAUUUGCUUCUGUAUCUGGAUUGCUGGAAUCUUGCUCAGCUUCCCUGCUAUCCUUUUCCGCUCUGUCCAGUUCUUCCCUCAUCUUGGCAUUGAUGCAUGCUUCCUAGCGUACCCCCAUGAAGGCUGGAGACUGCGUUACAACAUGACUGUCAGCAUAGUAGGCUUCCUUAUCCCUAUUCCUAUUAUAUCCUUCUGUAGUUACCACAUCACUAAAGUCAUUCGGAGCAGCCAGAAGAUGAGAAAAGGCAGCAGAGGGAGUGUGGAGAGGAAAGCAGCAUACCUCGUUCUUGUGGUUCUGGCUGUGUUUAUUCUCUGCUGGCUGCCCUACCAGAUCCUGAUUGUCUUGGACACCUUGGAUCAUUAUGAAGUCAUCUCUGGAUGUAUGUGGGCUUAUGUAUUGGACAUUGGCAACCAGUUGGCUACUUACCUUGGCUACAGUAACAGCUCACUGAAUCCUUUCCUGUAUGUGAUUGUUGGGAAGCACUUUAAGCAGAGGGCCAGGGAAGUGUUUAGACUAACGCUGUGCAGGAGAAAAUGGAAAUGGGGGAAGUCUUGUCAUUCUAAUGCCAAUCUUAACUCAACUAAACAAACUGACAGUACUAAAAUCUAA